Prorocentrum cordatum is the source of this 920-nucleotide messenger RNA. NCBI's taxonomy places the organism in Eukaryota, Dinophyceae, Prorocentrales, Prorocentraceae. The record is from the annotation of a GenBank genome assembly.
CAGGCGCCAGCGCGGCCGCGGGCCUGCGGAGCACGGACGCGCUCAGGAACGCCAGCCCCGACGCCGUGCGCGAGCCAGAGCGGUCUGGCAGCAAGAUCGAUCUGAGGACGCCGACUUCGUGCUGCAAGGCGCGGAGUACGUCUCCCGUGGCCACCCCGUGGAGCUCGGCCCCCAAGCUCAGGACGAAAAGCGCCCCGCCCGCCGCCUCGGCGAACGGGCGCGCGCCGCCCGCGCGCCGCCGGAAGCCCGAGACCAAAGGCCUCGAGACCCCACGGAGAGCGAGGGCCCCGGACGCCCCGGACCCGCGAGGCACCCGGGAGCCGGAGCCCCCGGGGGUCGUGCGAGCAUCGCCUGUGCGCCUGCACGAUCCGCUGCACCCGGAAGCCCUCCGCGGUCCCGGCAUGUACAGCCUCGCCCGGAGGGCCUGCGUGGGCAGCAGCUGCAUCAGGAACGGCGUGCCGACGUCGUCCAGCGUGGCGGGCUCCAUCAAGCCCGGCUUCACCUGGAGGGCCCGGACCGACCUCAUGCUUCGCGCCGCCGCGCACAUCCACCUCGGCCUCCUGCGCCUCGGGGGCGCCGAACGCCGAGAGGUACUGGAUCAUCUUCUGCUCCGUGAUGUGCCGCAGCGCGUUGCAGCAAAGGUCGACCCUCCCGACCACCUUGGCGGACCCGGCCGCGAUGAGGCCCCGCCCUGUUGCCGCGAGCGCAGCCGCUGCGAGACCCUCGAACGGCCGGCCCAGCUCGCCCGCGGGAUGCUCGAGCACCUCAUUCCAGACGCCGUAUACCCGCAGCGCCCAGCCGGCGUGGAGCGCAUCCGUGGCGCUGCAGGUUUGACAGCCAUUCUACAGCUGACGGUCUCCUCCCUGUCGACGCUCGAGCUCGGCGUCCUCGUCGAGUUCGGCGCCUGGGCGGAAUCGUAG